This is a messenger RNA of Magallana angulata, 2664 nucleotides long. RefSeq names its product merlin-like. Gene Ontology annotation, cellular component: apical part of cell; cytoskeleton; adherens junction. The record is from RefSeq and is a predicted model, not a curated record. The coding region runs from base 203 to 2008 and encodes 601 amino acids. The transcript has 16 exons. Lineage: Eukaryota; Metazoa; Mollusca; Bivalvia; Ostreida; Ostreidae. Gene Ontology annotation, biological process: positive regulation of early endosome to late endosome transport; positive regulation of protein localization to early endosome; regulation of organelle assembly. Gene Ontology annotation, molecular function: actin binding; cell adhesion molecule binding.
UUAGAUAAGCGACAGAGACUCAUUAGUCAUAAAACACCUUACUAACGUUGAAACUUUUAAAACCUUGUAUGGAAUGUUAGAAAAACUAUGCUAACUUAAUUUUGGAGUGACUUACAAUGAUUAUGAGUUUUUUCAUGCUCAAGAGCAAGAGAUUUAACAUGGAGGAUUAAGGGAUUCUGACCAUAUAUAGUGUGCUGGCAACAUGCCGUUUGUAAAUAUGAAGAAGGCCUCUAGCCAGGCUGGUGGGGGCAAGAGUUUUGCUGUCAGGGUAACAACAAUGGAUGCAGAACUAGAAUUUUCAUACAUAGAGCAAAAAGCAACUGGUAAAGACUUAUUUGAAUUAGUAUGUCGAACUAUUGGACUGCGGGAAACCUGGUACUUUGGUUUGCAGUUCAUUGAUUCCAAAGGAUAUAUUUCAUGGUUGAAGUUCGAUAAAAAGGUUUUAGAUCAAGAUGUCCCUAAAGAAUCUCCAGUUCCUUUCCUGUUUCUUGCCAAGUUUUACCCAGAAGAUGUUUCAGAAGAGUUGAUACAAGAGAUCACCCAGCGAUUGUUCUUCCUCCAAGUGAAGCAGUCCAUUCUAAACAUGGACAUCUACUGUCCUCCAGAAGCAUCUGUUUUAUUAGCCUCAUAUGCAGUCCAAGCAAAGUAUGGUGAUUAUGACCCGUCAAACUACAAACCAGGAAUGCUGUCCAGCGAUGACCUUUUACCUCAGAGGGUAAUAGACCAGUACCAGAUGACCCCGGAGAUGUGGGAGGAUCGGAUCAAGGAGUGGUAUGCUGACCACAAGGGCAUGUCAGGGGAUGAAGCAGAAAUGGAGUACCUUAAAAUAGCCCAAGAUUUGGAGCAGUAUGGUGUGAAUUACUUUCAAAUUAAGAAUAAAAAGAACACAGAACUGUGGCUGGGGGUAGAUGCCCUGGGACUCAAUGUCUAUGACCAGAAUAACCGGCUAGAACCCAAAAUCACUUUUCCUUGGAGUGAAGUGAAAAACAUCUCCUUCAAGGAAAAAAAGUUUGUGAUAAAACCAGUAGGGAAGAAAGUUCCAGAUUUUAUAUUUUAUGCACCAAAAGUGAAAAUCAACAAACUUAUUUUAGAAUUAUGUGUUGGAAAUCAUGAGUUGUUCAUGCGCAGAAGAAAACCAGAUUCUAUGGAAAUCCAACAGAUGAAAGCUAAUGCUAGAGAUGAGAGACAGAGAAAGAGAUGUGAUAGAGCAAAACUAGCCAAAGAAAAACAGCUGAAAGAAGAGGCAUUACGAGAGAAGGCAGAGUUAGAGAGAAAAUUGUCACAGAUGCAGGAAGAAGUUAGAACUGCCCAGGAAAUGUUGAAACGCUCUGAAGAAACCACAGAACUGCUGGCUGAGAAGGCUAGGUUUGCUGAGGAAGAGGCUCAGCUUCUGACUCAAAAAGCAUCUGAUGCAGAGCGUGAAAUUCAAAGCAUCAAAAUCACAGCCAUCAAGACUGAAGAAGAGAGAAUAUUGAUGGAGUUUAGAGCUAGAGAAUAUGAGAUGAUCGCCACCAAGUUAUUGGAGGACUCAGAAAGGAGAGCUAAGGAAGCGGAUCAGUUGAAAGAUGAACUAACUCAAGCGAGGAUGUCCGAAAAAUUGGCGAAAGAACGGCUGUUAGAAGUGGCACGUGUUUCCCCUACUUAUCCUACCAUGUUCCCACUUGCGUCCUUGACCUCCGACCUCUCAGACUUUCACAUCGGUAAUUCACACCAGAUUUCCGUUGAUGGGGAGUUUUCUUGUGAACUAUUAGGGGAUGGGGACAUGGAUCAGUUGUCCCAAGAAAUAGAGAGAGAAAGAGUUGAGUACAUGGAGAAGUCGAAGCAUCUACAGGAGCAGCUAAAGGAGCUGAAGUCAGAGAUAGAGGUGCUCAAAGUGGAGGAGAAGGAGACAGAUCUGGACCGGCUACACGAGAGCAGCAUACAGAGGGGGGACAGCAAGUACUCCACCCUCAGACAGGCUAAAUCAAGUUCUGCUCAAGCCAGAGUAGCCUUCUUUGAGGAACUGUGAAGAAAAUGUGAUAAAUAAAACUUGUGAUUCAGUAACCUGAGGCUUAACCACUAACCAGUAUUACAGCCUAGAGAGCGGCUUAAGAUGUAAUGGUGCUGCAUUCUAUGACCAAUAUUUAUUAUUCCCAAACAGUGCUGGUCGUUUGAUGGAAUCAAAACUGUUGCUUAGAAAUCACUCCCACGUCUUGACAAACCAGCAUUUCAGUUUGAAAUGGAAUUAGGCUUUUCCGCCUGCAGUUUUAUUUGACACAAGUUGGUAUUUUAUAUGUUGUGUUCAUUUAAUUAUAUUCAUAUGCCAUACAAAAUCUUGUUUUAACCACACACAAGUUGAAUGUAAUAAGGAAACCAAUUUCACACUUACCGUACUAUGGCUACAUGUGACUCUAUAGAGGUAACUCAUUGUUUCUGUGCUCUGAAUCAGCAGUGUGUGCUCUACUGCUUGAGCACAUUGUGUGCUCUACUGCUUGAGCAACAAUCAUUGGCUCUUGUUACUUUAAUAGCACAAAUUUUUGAUGUGAUAUAUAGAUACUUGAAUACAAAGAUUAGGUAACAUACAUGUAUGUAGUUACUUGAAUACAAAAUUUAAGUAACCUAUUUGCUCUCUAUCUGAGCAUGUAUUAAUCUGGCAUUGUCUUUCAAAUCCAAUUACAAUGUAUU